CAAAUUUAAGAGGGCAUGCAGUGCAAUCCCCUUGCCCUUUCUAAAGUUCUGAACCUGCAAUUUAAUACCUCCAGAUGUGAUACAAUUUUUUCUAUUCAUUAUUUCAGUUGUGAAUGAUACACAUACUAAAAUAUUAUAAUAAUUUCAGGAAAAUGGUCACAAAGAAGACAUUCUUUCUGUGGCUUUCUGUCCACCCAAUCUUCUGGCCACGUCCAGUUAUGAUGGAGAGGUCAUUGUAUGGAACAUGGUGUCUGGACAUAUCUUCUGCCAUCUGUUUGCUCCAGUACCUAAGGGAUACAAGGACCAGUCAUUGGAUGGUGACUUGAGCAUCAACAAGCUGUUGUUUUUGAGAUCCCGAGCAUACAAGAAGGAUGCAGCAUCUCUCAUUGCAGGAGGACCCAGAGGUUACCUCCACUUCUGGAAUGUAUUCCACGGAGGUUCUCUGUACGCCCAGUUUACAGGGACCAAACACACAGGUGCUAUGGUCACAGCCAUGGAGUUGUACAAGAAUGACACCAUUCUGUUCACUGCUGACAGUGUGGGGUUCAUCUACUGCUGGAAUGUGGAAGGCUACUGUGCUAAGAGCAAGGCAACUGACUCACCAGAGUUGAUAACCUACUGGCGUGGUCAUGUAGAGAGUAUAACCAAUAUAGAUGUGAUUGAAGAACACAAAAUGAUGAUCAGCUCUUCUCUAGACUGUACAGUAAGACUCUGGACAAUAGAAGGACAUUAUGUUGGUACAUUAGGCCAGCCAGACCCCUGGGAUGUGUUCAACCCCAAUACCUUCCAACACCCCAUGGUGCCGUAUGACGUCCUGGUGGACCCCAAGAGCUUGCCAUCCCACCCUGUCAUAGCAGGGAAACUGAACUUGGAGGAGGUUCUACAUGGUGAUAAGAAGAAAGAUAAGGUAGAAGAGAAGAUACCACCAGCCCCUGUAUAUGGUGAACAGACUUACUUUGUGGAUGAUGCCACUAUAGCAGAACAGAUCAAACAGAAACCCUUCAAUAAGGGAACAGGGAAAAGAGUCAGGCAUGAGCGUAUGAAAGCGCGACAGAUGAAGAUUGAUCGUGAUGGUCCCAGUGAAUACAGACUUCUACAGACAUUCCCCCUGGUGGAAACUCCAGACAUUAAACCCCCUGAGAUAUCGGGACACAAUGACGACCCUUUCAAUUUUUACGAUGAUUGAGCAUUUUGAGAGACAGCCAGCCAGGGUUAGGAUAAUUGAAAUAAUGGUGAAUAGAAGGUGGAAUACAGGCGAUUCCAGAGCUGUCCUUGGUAGCACUGAAUAUACCAGCAGUUACACAGGCAAUAGCAGUUCCAGUUGCAAGGGAUAUUUUCAAUCCAACAUGAUGAGUCACUAAAUUGAAAAAAAAAAAAA
Messenger RNA from Lingula anatina, 1378 nucleotides. Its product is annotated as cilia- and flagella-associated protein 337. The record is from RefSeq and is a predicted model, not a curated record. Gene Ontology annotation, molecular function: calcium ion binding; protein binding. NCBI's taxonomy places the organism in Eukaryota, Metazoa, Brachiopoda, Lingulata, Lingulida, Lingulidae.